This is a messenger RNA of Cotesia glomerata, 3543 nucleotides long. It is a transcript of the gene br, whose product is annotated as broad-complex core protein isoforms 1/2/3/4/5. Gene Ontology annotation, molecular function: protein binding. Gene Ontology annotation, cellular component: nucleus. NCBI's taxonomy places the organism in Eukaryota, Metazoa, Arthropoda, Insecta, Hymenoptera, Braconidae. The record is from RefSeq and is a predicted model, not a curated record. The coding region runs from base 1736 to 3517 and encodes 593 amino acids. The transcript has 6 exons. Gene Ontology annotation, biological process: regulation of transcription by RNA polymerase II.
ACACUCAAUAAAAAGUGGUUCCACGAGGUUAACAUUUCGGUAACUAUACCUCCUCGCCUAACCAACCAGCCAGCCAGCCAGUCAGCCAACCAACCAACCAACCAACCAACUAACAAACACACACACACGCACACAACGACUAAGGACUAUAGACUAUACACAAAAAUUGUGUGCUGAUGCACAUGCUGUCGCACACGCACUCAAUCCGGUUGCCCGCUAUUUAACUCACUCAUUUUUCGUAUACAAUCGUCGGGCGUACACACAUCAACAUCCGUCCAUCCAUAUUGUAUAUAAUAUUACGGUUCCUCUACUACCACCACUACCAUCAACAACAUCAGCAGCAACAGCAGCAGCUAAUAUGUACUACUGAGACUCGUAUUAUGUGCACAUGGACACACUGCGGUGUAUAGACGUAGAGAGACAGACAGACAAGCUACACAUUUUUAUAUUUAACACUGAUACCAACACACUCUCGUGUAGACCCGAAUGUACAGACACACACGAAUACGCGGUACCCGAAAAAAAGUGCAUGGGAGAGGCGCAGCAAACCGAACCGCGCGCGAAUCAAGUGCUUUGGCCAGUCGCGUUCCCAAUCACUCUACGACUAGGUAGUCUCGGUGUCCAAAGACUGCUGGUGUGUCAUCAUCUCUCAUCGUCCACGACAUUACACCCUGAAAGUUGUUAAAUUGAUAACCACCGUGCCACAAACGUUAUCAAUAUCGAGGAUUAUUAUUAUUGCUCCAAUUACGCGAGUCUCAAUAAUACAAUUUUUGUGAUUAUUAGACUGUUUGCCAAAAUUUUAUCGAAUAGUCUAGUUUUUUUCCUAUAUAAUAAGCAUGUUAAUAUUAUUAUUAUUAUUAUAUUAAAUAUUAUUAUUAUUAUUUUUAUUAAUUAUUGUAAUUGAGCAAGACUUGGUGAGGAGAACUUUGUGGUGAUAAAAAAUAAUUUAACAAAUCGUACGUGUUAUCAAGAGGAAACCGCGUGCAUAAGUUUUUUUAUCGUCAAAGGUGUCGGACUGUCGGAGACGAUAUAUAUAUAUAUAUAUAUCUAUAUACUGUAUGUAUGUUUAUUGAACACGAGGACUGAUUUAACAACGUGAGUGGUGAUCUAUUGUGCAGACAAGACUGAUUAUCGUGACAAGACUGUGACAUUAACCUAGACCAAAUCGUAAAAAAGUGAAAAAAAAAAAGAAAAAAAAAUUGUUGAUAUAAAAAAAAAAAAAAAAAUAAUAUCUUAAUGAAUGCAAAAUACGGAGCAAGUGAUACUUUAAUUGCCAUGGACGCAGAUCUAAAUGUAAGUGAUUUGAUACUACUGGACGUUAUAAUCCCGAGGAACUUUGUGUCGGCUUAGAGAGCAGAGAGGAAAACGGAGGAGAAGAGGAGCCAGCACGCGACGAGGACGAAGGUGACGGCGACGACGAAUUAGAGAAAGAAGAAGACUGAGACAACGGCGGACCUUAGUGGCGGAGGAGGAACAUCAAGAGGAUACGUCCAACGUCCAUCCAGAAGAUAGUAAAAUAUAAUAAUAAAAUAAUAUUAUUUUUAAAAAUAAUAUUACAAAGCACACGAGAUAGAACAGAGCACACACACCACCCCACACACAUUCACACACAGCGCCAACCGCAUAGACAAAAAAAGUAUAACUAAGUCGUCCUUACAACACCGCUCGCCGAUUCGCAAGGACACCGCAGGAAUACUUUUCUUUACAACGACGAUCAAGGUGAACAAAAAUAACGAUGGUAGAUACGCAACAUUUUUGCCUGCGAUGGAAUAAUUACCAGAGCAGUAUAACGUCGGCGUUUGAAAAUUUACGCGACGAUGAGGACUUUGUAGACGUCACAUUGGCCUGCGAUGGCAAGAGUCUCAAAGCUCAUCGCGUUGUGCUCUCAGCAUGCAGCCCUUACUUCCGUGAAUUGCUCAAGAGUACACCGUGCAAACAUCCGGUGAUAGUACUUCAGGACGUGGCAUUUAGUGAUUUACACGCAUUAGUUGAGUUCAUUUAUCACGGGGAAGUUAAUGUACAUCAGCGAUCUCUCAGUAGUUUCCUCAAGACUGCUGAGGUUUUGAGGGUGUCGGGUCUUACACAACAAGCCGAUUCAACUGAACGAGAUGAGUUAUCACAAGUGCGUGCAUUAGCAGCACGCACAAAUCAUGUACCACCCCAUGAUAAGUUGUCGGACGAGGGUUUCCCACGUGGUGGUUCUCCACCAACUCCACACACCCCGACACCAACAACAGUACAGCAGUUGUUGCGACGCGCACAAAUACGUAGGAACGAGAGGCGUACACCUGAUGAGCAUGAUGACUCUAUAAAGCGUUCCCGAGUACCUUCACCACCGCUCAACAACAACGACGCGACGCCCACGGAUUUUUCAAUGGUAAAGAACCAUUUGUCAGCGAAAGUCGAGGGCAAUGGUUUGCAUGACGAAAACAGCCGCAUAGAGGACAACAUUAAGUGCGAGCCCCUGGAAUUGACCGGAGGAAACGGCGGUACCGGUGGCCACAACGAGGACUCUUCAGACUCCGGAGCCGCGGCCUCUGACCGGCCACCAGCUUCUGCGAGUAGUAAUGAACAUGACCACGAACCGGAACAUCCUUCAACGCCAAACUAUUUACCCGAUAGCAAAUUGUUCACAUCUACGCCUGGAAGUUUUAAUUUCAGUAUGGCUGCUCUUACUACCGAUCACAAUCCGCUAUCAGUUAAAUUUUCAGGGUUAAGCCAUGGAUUACAGACGCCGGAUUUAGCUGGGACUUCACAAGACCGGGAGGUUACCGGGGAGGACGGGGGCUGGCAGUCCGCCACGGCAACGUGCGAAAGCCAAGGGGAUGAUGAUGAUCGUGAUAAUAAUGAUGAUGAUGAUGAAAUGAAGCCCGCGAGCCGAGCGCCGGUGAGUACUUAUCGAGGCGUGCAGACGGCCACCGAAUUGCCAAUUAUCGAACUACUUGACGACAUUGACGCACAAAUGGCAUUUAAAACGGAGUCUGUGUCACCUAAGAUUCGCCAUGAGACUCAGACGCUCGUCAACUCGCCCUCGUACUUAUUGGACAAAAUAGAUAACAACCUGGCGCACAAGGACUCUUCUUGUUCAUCGCCGCUAUCCGCAGUCAUAAAUCCGUGCCAUUUUCACCAGGAUUACGCCUUUAAUAUUGACAGUAUUCCUUGUGAGACAUUGAUGGAAGAAGGAUCUGUCAGUUCGCCAAAGCUAAAAGAUUUUAGUGCGAUGAUGACUGGUAGUCGCAAGAGUGACAAUGAAAUGAAAAUUUCACAUCGCGCUGGUACCAGCAGUGGAAUCGCUCCGAGUGGAAGCGGAAGUACCAGUGCAGGUGCUUACUGUACAUUUUGCCGUAAAAUGUUCUCGAGAACUUGGUCAUUGCAAAGACAUCUUGCAGACACCCAUUUUUAUGUACCACAGUCACUUACUUGUGACCAAUGUGGCAGAAAUUACAAGUCGAGAAACAGUCUCAUUAGUCAUAAAAGCCAGUAUCAUGCACGUAAAGAACGUGAAACUACUUAUUAAUAAUAAUAAUAAUAAUAAUUUUUAAA